AUGAGCUUUGAUAACAUGAAUGUUUUAAGUAACUACGUGAUAGAAGACCACACAAAGCCAGGAACUCCAAUAUCUCGAAUUUUCGAAAUUCAUCGGCCAAUGAUAACAUUGGAUUAUGAUGGAAUUUAUAAUUUUAUCAAUGGCGUAUUCAUCCUUCAGGUUCGAACUUCACCACUACAAACUCAAGCGAUUGUUGCUAGUGAAACCGGCAAUAACAAGGUUUUGACAUUCGAAGGAUCAGCUGAAUUAACAUCUCAUACUCAACAUAUGAAAUUGAAAGGUAGGGCGGGGUAAAUUUUGGGGGUAUGGAGCUAAAAACGUGGGUUAAACUAUUAUAAAGCAAGUGUAAUAUGCCAAUAUAUGCCUUCACUUCCAGGUCAAAUGAUGUUAAUAGAGAACCGUGAAGAAAUCAUUUUUAUGGGAUCACCAUUCGUUUCUACUGUCAAUGACCUAUACAAAUAUGGAAUACGACUGUCAGAGAUACCUUUACACGAUUCGACACGAGAUAUGUUGUUCUUGAAUGAAACAAGGAGUGGAGACAACAAAGAUGAGAAUAUUUUGAAUCGACAAGUCUUGGAAGCGGAGAAACUUGAAGAAGAAAUAGAAAAAGCUAACCAAGUAUUGGAGGAUUUGAUCAAUGAGACAUUUCCUAAAAGCUUGGGCAAGCAGGUCAUCGACCGAAGCAUUUGGGAGGCUCGUAAGUACUUAUUUUACCGUAACAUACCUAUACUACAGAAAAAAUUUAUCAUUAUCUUUUUUAAAACUUCAUUUUUAGACUCCUUUGGAAGCGCUACAGUGAUGGUAGUUGACUGCCCCAUGAUCCUCAAGCUCUUAACCAAAGGCAAGCCCUCCGAACUGAUGCAAACCAUCGACAAGCUUCUAACCAAAUACGACAGAAUCAUCAAACUUCACGAAGCCUACAAGGUUAACGUCGUUGGAGAUUCAUUCAUGGCGAUUUGUGGCGCUCCAGAUGCCGUAGAUUCUCACUGUGAACGAAUGUGUCAUGUAGCCUUGGGGUUACAAUGGGAAACUCAUUGUACUUUGGACAAGAAUAAUGAACCAUUGACUAUGAGAUGUGGGAUUAGUACUGGCAGUAUUAUUGCUGGAGUUACUGGCGGUAGAACUCAACGAUACUGUGUGUUUGGGCUUACUGUAGGCGAAGCUGCUCAAUUAUUGAAUCAAUGCCCUCUUGGGAGGGUUCAUGUCAACUGUGAGGUGGUUAGGUAAGAGUGAACAUUGAAAGAGUCGUAAAAAUUUUUAAAAUUGAAUUUUUGUAUAAGGCAUGUACUUUUAAAAUACAAAUUUAACUAUUUUUAGUGCGGCCGAAACAACUGGACGAUUUGAAUUUGUGUCGAAAGGCUUAGCUUCUUUACGUGGUUUUGGCAUUCAAGAAACAUUUUUCUUACUCAAAAGUUACAAGAAAUCAGUUUGGGAAAUCAUUGGAAAAGAGAGAGGUAAGCUUAUUUGGAUUAGGUAGGGUAGGUUAAAGCAUAGCGUAUUUGGGUAGGGUAAGGCGGUUUAAAACAGUAAUCUGUUGAAGGGAAGCAAAGUAGAUGGGUAGAGUAAAAUACGUCAAGCAAGAUAGAUCAUAGUGGGAUAAAAUACAGUAUGGUAGUAGAAUAAAGUAAUCAUCCUAAAACUUUCUAAUGUUUCUAGACGUUAAUGUUCAUUCAAUUGACGGCUACGCGGAGUUGUUUGCUGGUCUGCGAAGCGACGUAAAAUUAAUGAAAUAUCCAGAUUCUACUAUAUCUACAAAGGCUUGCAACUUGUUAUAA
Molecule: messenger RNA, 1775 nt
Organism: Bursaphelenchus okinawaensis
Lineage: Eukaryota; Metazoa; Nematoda; Chromadorea; Rhabditida; Aphelenchoididae
Source: the annotation of a GenBank genome assembly